AUGGCGACUCAAUCAGGUUCGGCAAGCAAUCAUGCUCCUCAGCCCAGCCUUGUCCUCCCUACCAGCAAGCAGUCCAAGUACUCUACAGAAAUAUCUCAAAUGCUUUUUGUAUUUGGAGAGGCGAAAAAUCCAGACAAGCAAACUGUAAGAUAUAUUGAAGAUGCUGUUUGGUGUCAAGUCGCUGAAUUGAUAUGUGCAGAACGUGGAUUGGCUCAGAAACAAGGGCUGAGAAUCCCGACCACAGAAGAUUUGAUAUUUUGGAUCCGACAUGACUGA
Messenger RNA from Puccinia triticina, 276 nucleotides. RefSeq lists its product as uncharacterized. The record is from RefSeq and is a predicted model, not a curated record. Gene Ontology annotation, cellular component: SAGA complex. Gene Ontology annotation, molecular function: transcription coregulator activity; protein heterodimerization activity. The coding region runs from base 1 to 276 and encodes 91 amino acids. Gene Ontology annotation, biological process: transcription by RNA polymerase II. The transcript is spliced from 3 exons. Lineage: Eukaryota; Fungi; Basidiomycota; Pucciniomycetes; Pucciniales; Pucciniaceae.